AAAUGAUGAUGUGCUAGCAGGUAACCCGCACGAAUUAGCCGCAGGAAUAUCAGGGCUGGGGUUUCUCGGCGUUGGCGACGGGCGGAGCCACAGAAAUGGGGGCCGAGAACAGCGGCUAAUUUUAGCCAGCCGCGCGGAGGAAUAAGCCUGGGCAGCCGCUCGCCCGCCUACCUCCCAAGAAGCCGCGGCGAUCUGUCGCCUAUCUGAGCUCGAAUUUCUCUUUGGUUCCAAGAACCGAUUCGAUUUGGUUUCUCGGGUGCUGGGAGAGGAUGCAGAUGGUGGGCCUGAGCUCGCCUGCCGCGGCGCCGAUGGCGGUGGGGAUGCGGCGGCGGCCAAGAACCGCGAUGUGGCCGCAGAGGAGCUCGGCCGCCCCACGGACAGCGGUCGUGGCGGCCGCGUCCUCGUCUCCGCCGUCGUCGGAUGCCAACUCGAGCUCCAAUUCGCCGGGUAAGGACGAGGAGACGGAUGAGGUCGCGCGGAGGGAGGAGGGCGAGAAGACGGCGGCGGCCUUCUUGCUGAGGAGCCAGAAGUACGCCUUGCUCAAGCAGCAGCUCGCCGUGGCCGCCCAGCUCGAGGAUUAUAAGGAGGCGGCGAGGUUGAGGGACUCGCUGAGGUCGUUCGAGGAAGAGGAGCCCGUCCUCCGCCUCCGCCGCUCCCUGAAAAAGGCGGUCGAGGAGGAGAGGUUUGCGGAUGCUGCCAAGUACAGAGAUGAAUUGAUGAUUUUGGCUCCGCACUCCCUCCUCAAAUGUUCUAGCGAUGCUACAACUCUGGGGAUAAGAGUUCAAGUCAGGAGUGUGUACAUUGAAAACCGGAGCCAGCCUUUGAAGGGGAAGUUCUUUUUUGCCUACAGAAUCAGAAUUACAAAUAAUUCUCAGCGUGCUGUUCAGCUUCUGAGACGACAUUGGAUUGUCACUGAUGCGAAUGGAAGGACGGAGAAUAUUUGGGGUGUGGGUGUAGUGGGAGAGCAACCUGUCAUAUUCCCAAAGACCGGUUUCGAGUACUCGUCUGCAUGCCCACUAAACACCCCAAAUGGGAGAAUGGAAGGUGAUUUUGAGAUGAAGCAUAUCGACAAGGUUGGAUCAUCGACAUUCAAUAUUGCUAUUGCGCCAUUCUCUCUGUCGAUCCUCGGGGACGAUAAUGAUGGUUCCCUCUGAAGGUGAUUGAGUACACAAACACGCACAGGUGAUGUUGCUAGUUUAGUAUUUAGAGCAUGUUGUAACCUAGUCCAGACUGAUCAUACGUAAAAGAAAUGUGGCAAGUGUGAAUGGUGAAGGUGUCCUGGAAUGUAUGGAAAUCGAAAAUCUUGUAAGUUUGUGGGUUAUGGGCACUCAGUGAAUGAGCUACACUUUUUUUUAAUGUACAGCAUAUAGAGAGCUCGUUGAUUUA
Messenger RNA from Lolium rigidum, 1386 nucleotides. RefSeq lists its product as uncharacterized. The transcript has 6 exons. Gene Ontology annotation, molecular function: protein binding. Lineage: Eukaryota; Viridiplantae; Streptophyta; Magnoliopsida; Poales; Poaceae. The coding region runs from base 270 to 1154 and encodes 294 amino acids. The record is from RefSeq and is a predicted model, not a curated record.